AUGGCGACGCGCUGCCCCGCUGGCGCUUCCGGGUGCGUCGCGUCCUGGUGGCGUCACCGGCCGCCGCCGCGCGGCCACUCCCAACAUGGCCGCUCCCCGUGCCUGCCGCGGCGCGCGGCGCGCGGCGAUGACGCCACUUCCGGCAGUUCGAACCGCCAUGGCGGGAGCUGGUGGCGGGCGGCGCUCGGCGGGGGCGACCCCGAGGGUGACUCGGAGCAGCUCCCUGCGCUCGGUGGUCUCGGAACCGCGGGGGGGCCGGAGCCCCCGGGACCCCCGGAACCCCCGGGACCGCAGCCUCGACUUUGAGCGACCCCGACGGAGCCCCCGGAUCCCCCCCCUCGGCCUUCCCGGCAUCGGCCCCGCCCCCCCCGAGCGCAGGAGGAAGAGGAAGGUGACGCCCAUCGACGUGUCGGAGCUGGAGGCCUGGGCCGCCUCCAUGAACGCGCUCUUUGAGGAGGCCGAGCGUUUCCACCUGGUCGUGGAGUGACCCCAGACCCCCAGAGACCCCCAGAGACCCUCAAGAGCUCAAGAGACCCCCAGGAGAUCCCCGGGAGAGCCCCCCAAGACACCUGGAGACCCCUGGAAAGCCCCAAGAGCUCAGGAGACACCUGGAGACCCUCAUGGGACCCCCGCCCCCCCCCCAGUGUGUGAGACCCCCCCCCCCAAGUGUGGGACUCUUCCCACAUGUGAGGUGAGACCCCCCCCGGAUUUUUCGGACCCUCUCGCGUACGCCCCCCGCCCCCGUUUGUUGUUUUUUCGUCAAUAAAUUCGGUG
Zonotrichia leucophrys gambelii is the source of this 774-nucleotide messenger RNA. It is a transcript of the gene CDCA5, whose product is annotated as cell division cycle associated 5. Lineage: Eukaryota; Metazoa; Chordata; Aves; Passeriformes; Passerellidae. Bases 86 to 487 code for a protein of 133 amino acids. The transcript is spliced from 5 exons. The record is from RefSeq and is a predicted model, not a curated record. Gene Ontology annotation, biological process: double-strand break repair; mitotic sister chromatid cohesion; mitotic metaphase chromosome alignment. Gene Ontology annotation, cellular component: nucleus.